This is a messenger RNA of Aspergillus pseudoviridinutans, 1725 nucleotides long. Its product is annotated as homeobox domain-containing protein. The transcript has 4 exons. Gene Ontology annotation, molecular function: DNA-binding transcription factor activity; RNA polymerase II transcription regulatory region sequence-specific DNA binding. Bases 1 to 1725 code for a protein of 574 amino acids. Lineage: Eukaryota; Fungi; Ascomycota; Eurotiomycetes; Eurotiales; Aspergillaceae. Gene Ontology annotation, cellular component: nucleus. Gene Ontology annotation, biological process: anterior/posterior axis specification; embryo development; cell differentiation. The record is from RefSeq and is a predicted model, not a curated record.
AUGUCAGUCAGUGGGCCUUGCGUCUGGCUGUCAUCGUUGUCGCCUCCUGCUACAUCUCAUCUCUCUGCGAUCACGAACCACCUACCAUCAACUGCCUGCAAUAGUGAACAGGUACUUUCGAGAUCAAGGGUGAACCCGCCGAGGUUGCCCUACCCAGGGGAGAAGGGAGGCCAUCCGGUUCAGAAGCCGGCAGUCGUCAUGCAACCAGAUGCUGUACUCAAGGCUGAAAAUGCCUUUUCAGCAACUAACCCAGUGGCAACAUCUAAGCAUGUACGGAGUUCGGAGGCAGAGAUGCCCCCACCAAAGGAAGCAGAAAGAAGAAGCACAGAAGAGACGCUGUCACGAAUGAGGCUGGAUCAGCUGAACCACAGCGAAUCUCAUCCUUCUGGGGUCCCAAAACCAGCCAGCCCCUCUGCUCCGAAGGCAUUUACACUGGAAGCAAAGAAGAGGCCUCAGGAAGAGGCGCGAGGGGAUGAGAAGGACGAUGACGACGCUAUGGGCAUAUCUUCGGACGAAGGCGGGGAUCAGAAGAACUCUGACGCAAAGACUGACAAAAAGAAGAUGAAGCGGUUCCGCCUGACACACAAUCAGACCCGUUUUCUGAUGAGCGAAUUCACUCGUCAAGCACACCCAGAUGCUGCACACCGUGAACGUCUCUCGAGGGAGAUUCCUGGACUCACUCCUCGUCAAGUACAAGUCUGGUUUCAGAAUAGGCGAGCCAAACUCAAGCGACUCACAAGCAACGAUCGAGAGAGGAUGUUAAAGUCCCGGGCUUUACCCGAUGAUUUUGACACAACUSAGGUUCUGCGUACCCCGUUUGAUAACAAAACACUAUCAGAGACAUCAGUUGCGUCACCCCGAAACUACAUGGCAUCUAGUACGGAUUCUAAUUCUCUGAAGAUGCUUCUUACGGACGGACUACAACGUAUUAAUGACGACGAAUACGUGGUUUCCCCGCUGAGUUCGUCAUCCACCACUGGAAAUUGUUUCCCUUCAGCAGGCCCUGACAGGACACCCGAACAUUUUUCCCAACAUGGCAUUCUUGGACCUCGACCGGCAGCGACCCUACCAGAGCUACAACGAAACACGCGCGGGAACUUUCCUUUCCCUAGGUCCAGCAGCUUCUCCGAAGUAUCAUUCAACACAGGACUACAUUUGCCCGGCAGGUUCUCGAGGCCGGGAGUCGAACCACUCAACCAUCCCGGCUUGCCAUAUGCGCGGCGUCCCAUGGACUAUGGGAUUCCCAGACCGGCCAAUGGAUUGGUUGUGGGCUACGAUCAUUCUCGGCACAUGGAAGGCUCCGUGUCGCCUACCGGCCAGCAGGAACAGCCCCUGCCAUACAACAUAGACAAUCACAACCAGCAGGUCCCAAGCUACCAAACCACACUCACAAUGCCAGCUCCAAAAGGCUAUGGCAGCAUAGAGAUGAACUCGCAUAUGCAACCUCGACACAUGCCCGCAUUACACUCGAUACCAGUGUCAGAUGCACCUGACUACCGACCUUUCUCCUACGAGCAUCACCCGUACAGCAUACAAACGGGAAUGCCUUAUUCGCAAGCCAACGCUUCGAGUAUGAGCCUUCCUGCUUCCUUCCCACCGGACACAACGCAUGUUCCACAGGUGGCAGUCUCUGCUGAAGACCGGAUCAAUCAAUCGCCUCAGAUAUUGGACCCUUUGCGAGGGAAAUUUGGCAACCCUUCCUACGACUAUGCUAACUACAUGUGA